Molecule: messenger RNA, 2198 nt
Organism: Pollicipes pollicipes
Lineage: Eukaryota; Metazoa; Arthropoda; Thecostraca; Pollicipedomorpha; Pollicipedidae
Product: betaine--homocysteine S-methyltransferase 1
Exons: 9
Coding region: 78-1220 (380 amino acids)
Molecular function (GO): zinc ion binding; betaine-homocysteine S-methyltransferase activity
Source: RefSeq, a predicted model, not a curated record
GUCUGGGGUGGCAGGCAGAGUUGGGCUGCGCGCGGCGAUAGUUGCAGUUUCAGAAGCGGCCGCGAUUCAGCGUCAAAAUGGGCGAAACAGAGAAGCAAGCCAGCGGGUCUGGUUCGACCUCUACAAAGAAGGGUCUGCUGGAGCGUCUCCGAGACGGUGUGGUGAUCGGAGACGGCGGCAUGAUCUGUGAGAUGGAGAAGCGGUGUUAUGUGCAAACCGGUUACUGGACACCAGAAGUCUGCGUGAUGUACCCGGAGGCAGUGAAGGGGCUGCACCGGGAGUUCGCUCGUGCGGGCUGCGACGUGCUGCAGGCGCUCAACUUCUUCGCCAAUGAGAGCCUCAUGAAAGAACUGGGGGUGACGCAGACGGUCCAGGAGGUGAACAGAGCCGCCGUGCGGCUGUGCCGAGAGGUGGCUGAGGAGCGGGGUCAGCUCAUCACGGCUUCUCUGACGGCCACGCCCGUCUUCGAGAGCGGAUCGAAGGAUGAGGUGAUGGCCGCGUACAGAAGCCAGCUCAAGAUGAUCACCGAGGAGGGCGUCGACUUCAUCAUGUGCGAGUGGCUGUUUGACAUCCGUGAGAUGGAGUGCGCGAUAGCGGCGGCCCGCGAGACCGGCCUGCCGGUGGUGGCCUGCAUGACGAUCGGCACGCGUGGCGACGUUCAGGGCGUCACUCCAGAAGAGUGCGCCCUCCGCAUGGCCAGGGCCGGCGCGGAUGUCGUGGGCAGCAACUGCGCGGUGGGUCCUCGCAACACGCUACAGACGCUGCGGAAGAUGAGGCUGGCCCUGGAACAGGCCGGACUGAAGCCUUACCUCAUCGCCCAGCCGAUUGGCCUCAAGACGCCCAAGAACGGGGAGACCAUGCUGGAGAGCCCACAAUGGCCGCUUGCAUGCGAGCCGGUGACCAUCUCUCGGUUUGAGGCGCACCUGUUUGCCAGGGAGGCUUACGAGGAAGGCAUCAGGUACAUCGGCGGCUGCUGUCACAUCCGCUCCUACCACACCAGGGCGAUGGCGGAGGAGCUGGCGGAGGAGCGGGGCUACCUGCCGGAGGGCGCCUCUCGGCUGGGCUCCUGGGGCGGCGGCCUGGACCGGUUCUCACACCCCAAGGUGCAGACCCGGGUGGGGCGCAGUCACUGGGCGCACACGCAGCCGGACCAUGAAGCCAUCAGCACUCAUUCUCCGGCCGAAUACUUCGCCGACUGGCGUCAGGGAACGUCCGCUUGAAGCCAGGCUGGGGUGGACGGGCGUCAGGCGUCUCCAAUCUGGGAGGCGCCUGACGUGGUCUCCAAACUUGGAGACCACAGUCUCCAAGUUUUCGCCUGCAAGACCAUGGCUGUAACCACUAGGAGGCUGAAGGACACGUCCCAGAUUUUUCCACAGAUGAGAUUUUGUUCGCUCCAAUUCUGCCCGUAGAAGAAAGGUUUUAUAUUUUUAAAGUCGAAAAGACAUUUUCUGGUCAGUUUGACCGCUUUGUUCCUGGUUUUUCCCUCAAUCUCAAAGACGUGGUUACGCUCACAGCUCAUGAAGUCAGCCCAUAACAGACAGGUGUAAGAUCCACUUGCUGCUUGCGGUCAUCAGAUUGAAAAGGCCGAGUGAGUCAAGAGGGGCUCGAUUUGUGGACGUUCCUUUCGAGAGCUUUUGGGUUAGGUGGAGCAGUUAGGGCAGAGUUGCUGGCCAGCACUGCAUAGCAGCGUUUUAGUUGCGGUGAUGCUUUUUCUGUCUGAGGAAGUUUUGGGGUAAUGUUAGAGCUUGAAACUUUUAGCAGGCAGCGUUUUAAGCCUUUUCCCUAGUUAUUUUUUCAUCCGGCUACUCGGGUGAAGAUUUGAGUUUAUACGCGUCUAGUGCUGCCGUAUUUCAACGGGAAAAGCUAUGGUGAUCGCUAUUUUGAACACACUUGGAAUAAGCACUUUUCCAAAGUGCAGUUAUCGAGAAAGUUAGUGGAAUCUGCAACAUACCCUGCAGUUGCAGGAUAAAUUCCUUGCAGAUACUGCGUAACCAGGGCACAAUGAAGAGAAGUGCAAUGCUAAUACAAGAACUGCUCAAUCUACGCCUUGUCAUGUGUUUGGUGCUCAGUGAGAUGGAAACAAUUUAGGGCUAGGAUGUCCCCGCUACUGCGUGCGUCAUAGUGACACGGCGAAGCUUGGUUUGCGGCGGGGAAGGCGUGUGCGAUGACGAGGAAAGGAAUAAAUGUGGCAACUAUGA